AUGUCGCGCGUGGUAAAAGUGUUGAAGACGGUGCUUCUUCGUCGACGCUUGCCUGUUGGAGACUGCUUCGUGUGCGUCGUCAAGACAUUUGCUGACGUGGACGAAGAUGACGAUUUUUCCAAUCACGUGCUUCUGUCCCCAUUCCGUGCCGCCGGCAAGCGUGGGAAAGUGGUGAAAAAAAAGGACGGCAAACCACGGUUCUGUGUGGACUACCGACGGCUGAACGCCAUCACAAAGGACGAAAGCUCAAACCUACCCGUUAUCCACGAGACCUUAAGGGACCUGGGGACCGCAAAGAUCUUCUCAACCUUGGACCUAAAAUCGGGAUACUGGCAAGUACCACUGGAUGAUGCGUCCAAACCGUUAACCGCCUUCACGACACAUGACGGAGCCGCCUAUCAAUUCAGAGUGAUGCCCUUCGGCCUGAAGAUUGCGCCAGCAACAUUCCAAAAGCUGAUGACACAAGAAGUUCUGCCAGGAUAUCUACACAAAUUCGCAAUGGUCUACCUAGACGACAUCAUUGUGUACUCGCAGACCUGGGAAGAACAUCUUCACCACCUCCAUCUAGUGCUAGAGCGAUUUCAGCACCACAGGCUACGACUAUCGGUAAAGAAAUGCCGUUUUGGGGUACAAUCCAUUCAGUACCUUGGUCACACCAUUGAAGCAGACGGCAACAAACCGCUACGGGAGCACGUCGAGGCCAUCCGCACCGCCGAAGCGCCUAAAACAAGGAAUCAGCACAGUGCAAGUAUCAUAUGGGUCCUGAGACUGCAAGAAUUCUCCUUCGACGUGAUACAUUGCCCCGGCAAGGAAAACGAACUCCCCGACUACCUGUCGAGGAACCCCACAGACCGAGUCGUGGAAGAAAAUACCGAAGAAGACAUCAGUCGCCUCCUACCCCCGCCUUCCCCACCAGCAGACACAGGGCCACCAUUCCUCGCCAACAUCGAAGUGGCAGAACUUGUCGACCGCGUGAAGACAACGGGCCCGCGGACCCCGCCCAAAACCGUUUCUUCCGGAACUACACUUCCCACGACGGAUAUCUCUACCGCAAAUCCAACAGAACGGGACAUAUACUCCCACUACCACUGGCCGAAAAUGGGAGAAGACGUUAGGAACUACGUGCGGAACUGUUGGGUAUGCACCGUGGCAAAGCGAGGACCCAUUCAAGAAGCCACUGUCCGACCACGACAACCCAGUCGUCCGUGGGAGGUGAUUUCCGUCGACCUAAUGGGACCUUACACCACCUCACAUCGGGGAAAUCGGUUCAUACUGGUAGUGACGGACCUAUACAGCAUGUGGGUAGAAGCUUUCCCUCUCCGGCUAACAACCACCGACGCUGUAGUCAAUCGGCUGGAGAAUGAAGUAUUGGGACGAUACGGGUUCCCAAGGGCGAUAGUUUCCGACAAUGGCCCACAAUUCAUCUCCGUCACCUGGGAUGCCGCACUCCGACACUCGGGGUGCUACCAUUGGACGACACCUAUCUUCCAUCCCCAAGCCAACCCAGUGGAGAGGCGGAACCAGGAAAUUAAGAAAGGAUUACGCAUACACCUCGACGGGGAGGCUCUACAGAUGUGGGACAGGAAAGUCCCCAUCAUCCUCUUCACCCUCCGGACGAGAAAAAAUGCUGCCACGGGAACGACGCCGAGCAAUGCCCUGCUUGGAUAUGAACUCUCCAGGCCAGGAGAAUGGCAUGCGACUCAAGCCCCGGCAACUCCCAUCGGCCAAGGUGAAGAACGCGAGGAACCGAUCCGGACAGUCCACCGCAACCAGCACCGCUACCGAUCCAGGUACGCGAACUUCGGACCAACCAGAGUGCAGUUCCAAGCAGGGGACGAAGUAUGGAGAGAUCCCGAGACCUCGCAACGGGAGAAUUUCAGCGAAAAUGGAAAGGGCCAUAUAGAGUAA
Molecule: messenger RNA, 1908 nt
Organism: Photinus pyralis (common eastern firefly)
Lineage: Eukaryota; Metazoa; Arthropoda; Insecta; Coleoptera; Lampyridae
Exons: 4
Coding region: 1-1908 (635 amino acids)
Biological process (GO): DNA integration
Molecular function (GO): nucleic acid binding
Source: RefSeq, a predicted model, not a curated record